Molecule: messenger RNA, 1899 nt
Organism: Suillus discolor
Lineage: Eukaryota; Fungi; Basidiomycota; Agaricomycetes; Boletales; Suillaceae
Exons: 9
Coding region: 1-1899 (632 amino acids)
Source: RefSeq, a predicted model, not a curated record
AUGUCUGCUCCAGUUCAAUCCUCUUUGGCCGGUCUCCAGGCCUCCACUGCUCAACUUGUGGGCAUCAUCACCCGGGCUCAGCUCACUCCGGCUGGCACAGGGGAAGCCCAUCUUGCUCUGACAGCACAGGCAACCACCCUUGUGGGCGCGAUCGCCCGGCAGUUUGAGAAGGGGCCUUACAUGCCCGGAGUUGUGGCAUCUUGCUCCAGGGAGUUGAUGAGGGUGAGGUCCAUGACUCCCCAGGUGUGGCCUAACUGGCACAGCAUCGGCCAUGACGACCCCCGCAUAUCAAAACACUCCUGGCGCAGCAAGAUCCAGGCUUGGGACGCCUUGGAUGACCAUUCCUGCGAUCUCCCGGUCAUCCCUAACCCAUCCACCGCCCCACUGACUGUUGACCUUCCUUCUCCUCUUCCCAUUCCGUCUGCUCCUGUCCAUCCCUCUCCUCCUGUCAUUCCCUCUGCUCCUGUCCCUCCAUUCCCGCCCGGCCUCGCCGGACCUUCAACUCUGGCACCCUCCGGGUUCCGGGACAAAGGCAAGGGUAAGGCGGUUGAUGUGAGCCUUGAGCCGGAAGUUGGAGGGAGCAGAAAGAGGAAGUCUCCGCUGAUUUCUGGCGAAUCAUCCCAACCUCCGAAGUCCGCCAUGAAGUCUCACAAGUGGCCCAAGUCUGCUCGCAUCGUCAAGUCGAAGCCGAUUGUGGAGUCGGAAGAUGAUGAAGACACAAUUAUUCAGCCACUUUCGCGUGGAGUUCCGGAGGUCGUCCUUCCCUGGAUCUCCACACUUGCUCAAGGGACCCCUCACUUGCCUCGUUCACCCCGUUCUCCAAAAAAGAAAUCCUUUGGCCCUGCUUCAUUGACUGCCGGCAGUCGUCUGGAGGUUCCGGAAUCUCCCAGCACUCGUCCGGAGGUUGCAGCCACCUCCGGCACUCAUCUGGAGGCCACGGAGGACCAUGACACUGAGUCCAACGCUUCGGAUGGUGAUCCCCCAGUCAUUGCCUCAUUCGACAUUACCAUUCCUGGCCCAAACAACCCCUGCCAUUAUUGUGUCAAGUUCGAUUGGCCCUGCGCCACUCGGUUUGACAGGAGGAGGCGUACUCCCUGUGUCUCCUGCAUCCGCUGCGCCAGCAAGAAGGUGAAGUGUCAACCUGCAUCAAUGGGAUCCCUGCCCCCACGGACUCGCCCUGGAGGCAAAUCCACCACCCGUCGUAUGCGUUCCAGCACACCUGCCCCCAAAGCUCCGGCCGCCUCGCAGUCAAGGGCCCGCACUCGCAGCCAAUCUCGUGGCCCCACGCGUACUCCGGCUGUCCCUGCUGUGACUACACCACAGGUGCAAUCACGUGGUCGCAGCAAAACAAUCACUUCCACCAAGGCACCUGUGCCUGCACCUGCUCCUGCAACAGCUCCUGUUCCGUCCUCGAGUGUUGCAGUUCCUCGUUCGGCACUCGAUGUGCCCAUGCCGGAUCUCCAUUCCAUGGCAAUCGCCAUCCGGGAUGGUGCAGCUCGCAUUGCCAUGCUUGAGGCUCGUGUACGGGAGCAGGAUGCACCCUUCAUUUCCACUUCCGGACAUGCCUGCCAAUGCAUCAUUUUUACUCAAUCAAUCAGUUCCACCCCCCCCCCAUCCAUGUCCCCCCUCCCCUCUGCACUUCCUGCCCUCAUCAAUUUGGAUAUGGCUCAUAUGGCUGUCAUGGAACCCACCCCCUUGAAAGUCGAGGAUGGCUCUGACAUGAUUGGGCUCGUGUUUGAGCCCAGCCAAGUUCAGCCUGAGGGUCCACAAACGUCCGGUGAAAUUGUGGUCCCAGAUGACCCGGGCAACCUUGUGCCAGAGUAUAAUUCUGUUUCUGAAGAGAUGUAUAUUGAGGUGCCUGUUGAGCCAGCUGGUGGGGAGGUUGACAUGGCUACCUAA